AGAGGAGGUGGGUGAUUGGAACAGGCCUAGGGUGUUCUGACCCUUCAACCCCUGCGCCAUGGCCAAACUGAGCGUCAAGCCCAGUCAACGCUUCCGGUUGCCAGACUGGCACACCAACAGCUACCUGCUGUCCACCAAUGCCAAGCGGCAGCGAGAUGCUUCGCACCAGAUCCGCCAGGAAGCCCGGGUCCUCCGCAAUGAGACCAACAACCAGACCAUUUGGGAUGAACAUGACAAUAGGACUCGACUGGCAGAGAGGAUUGAUACUGUGAACCGUUGGAAGGAGAUGCUGGACAAGUGUCUGACAGAUUUAGAUGCUGAGAUCGACGCCCUGACCCAGAUGAAGGAGUCAGCAGAGCAAAACCUGCAGGCCAAGAACCUGCCUCUGGAUGUAGCAAUCGAGUGCCUGACCUUGAGGGACAGUAGGCGCGACAUUGAUGUGGUGAAGGAUCCUGUGGAGAAAGAGCUGCACAAAGAGGUGGAGGUCAUUGAUGCCACCAAGAAGGCCUUGCAACAAAAGAUUAGCCAGGCCUUUGAGAAGCUUUGCCUCCUGCAGGAGGUCCGACAGCAGCUCAGCUCCGACCAUCGGGACAAAAUGGAGACACUGGACAUUGACAGAGGCUGCCUCUCUCUCAACCUCAAGUCCCCAAAUAUCUCUCUGAAGGCUAAUCCCAUGCGUGUCCCCAGAGGCUCCUCCACCCUCCAGCAGUGGGACGACUUCAGCCAGUUCAACAAGAACCUGGCAGAGGCCGAGAUGAAAGCCACGGUAGAGCUGAGGGAGGCCAUCGCCCUAACUAUUGCCGAGACCAACAAUGAGCUCGAAGCCCAGAGGGUGGCCACAGACUUUGCCUUCAGGAAGCGGCUGCGGGAGAUGGAGAAAGUGUACAGUGAGCUCAGGUGGCAGGAGAAGAAUACCGUGGAGGAGAUUGCUGAGCUGCAGGAGGACAUCCGGCACCUGGGGGAGGAUCUGCGCAGAAAGUUACAGAACCUGAAGCUAUGCCAGACCCGGCUAGAGUCCAGAACUUACCGGCCCAAUGUGGAACUGUGCCGGGACCAGGCACAGUAUGGCCUCACUGACGAGGUUCACCAAUUAGAGGCAACCAUCGAUGCCCUGAAGCAGAAGCUGGCCCAGGCACAGGAUGCUCUGGAUGCUCUCCACAAGCACCUGGCCCGGCUGCAGGCUGACAUUGACUGCAAGGCCAACUCCAUGCUGUUGGACACCAAGUGCAUGGACACCCGCAGGAAGCUGACUGUACCUGCGGAGAAGUUUGUACCCCAGGUGGACACCUUCACCCGCACCACAAACCGCACCCUGAGUCCACUCAAAAGCUGCCAGCUGCAGCUGGUCUAGUCUUGGGGGGCUGAGGGAUGAGGGAAAGGUCAGAUGGGAGAUGGAAGAGGGUGGGGGGUAGAGAGAAUGAAUCUAAUAAACGUGGUUCUCAG
Odobenus rosmarus divergens (Pacific walrus) is the source of this 1443-nucleotide messenger RNA. It is a transcript of the gene TEKT2, whose product is annotated as tektin 2 (testicular). The record is from RefSeq and is a predicted model, not a curated record. The transcript has 9 exons. Gene Ontology annotation, cellular component: microtubule cytoskeleton; nucleus. NCBI's taxonomy places the organism in Eukaryota, Metazoa, Chordata, Mammalia, Carnivora, Odobenidae. Bases 59 to 1351 code for a protein of 430 amino acids. Gene Ontology annotation, biological process: cilium assembly; cilium movement involved in cell motility.